GGGGCGGCAGCGGCGGCGGCGGCAGCUGGGGCUGGAGCCCGGAAGCGGCGCCGGAGACGGGCCUGGGCGGGUGGCGCGGAUGGAUCCAACAUGGCGGCACCGUGCCUGAGCUGAGAGAAGAGAACUGGAAAAUUCAGUUUCUUGCAGAGUACGGUGGGGAUUGCAGCUGUUGAGCAGAGAUUCUGGAAAGUAUUGCGCACCUGAGCUCCCAGCAUGGCGGGCCUCAAGCGGCCGGCAAGCCAGGUGUGGCCAGAAGAGCAUGGCGAGCAGGAGCACGGGCUGUAUGGCCUGCACCGCAUGUUUGUUAUUGUGGGCACCCAUCUGACACACAGAGAUGUGCGUGUGCUUUCUUUCCUCUUUGUUGAUGUCAUUGAUGACCACGAGCGUGGACUCAUCCGGAAUGGACGUGACUUCUUACUGGCGCUGGAGCGUCAGGGCCGCUGUGAUGAGAGUAACUUUCGCCAGGUGCUGCAGGUGCUGCGCAUCAUCACUCGCCAUGACCUGCUGCCCUAUGUCACCCUCAAGCGGAGACGGGCUGUGUGCCCUGAUCUUGUAGACAAGUAUCUGGAGGAGACAUCGAUUCGCUAUGUGACCCCCAGAGCUCUCAGUGAUCCAGAACCGAGGCCUCCCCAGCCCCCUAAAACAGUGCCUCCCCACUAUCCUGUGGUGUGCUGCCCCACUUCGGGUCCUCAGAUGUGUAGCAAGCGGCCAGCCCGAGGGAGAGCCACACUUGGGAGCCAGCGAAAACGCCGGAAGUCAGUGACACCAGAUCCCAAGGAAAAGCAGACAUGUGGUGAGGAAGUUCAAGGAUUCCAGAGGUGGAGCAGACUUGAGGGAAAAUAUGAAGAACUGUUGGGAUAUGGGGUAGUUUUCUGUUUCAGCACAUCAGGCUGCGGGUUCGGGCUGAAUACUGCCAGCACGAGACUGCUCUGCAGGGCAACGUCUUCUCUAACAAGCAGGACCCACUUGAGCGCCAGUUUGAGCGCUUUAACCAGGCCAACACCAUCCUCAAGUCCCGGGACCUGGGCUCCAUCAUCUGUGACAUCAAGUUCUCUGAGCUGACCUACCUCGAUGCAUUCUGGCGUGACUACAUCAAUGGCUCAUUACUAGAGGCACUUAAAGGUGUCUUCAUCACAGACUCCCUUAAGCAAGCUGUGGGCCAUGAAGCCAUCAAGCUGCUGGUGAAUGUGGACGAGGAGGACUAUGAGCUAGGCCGACAGAAACUCCUGAGGAACUUGAUGCUGCAAGCAUUGCCCUGACCUUUCCCCUUCUCGCUUCUCUGGGGACUGUUCCCACCACCCACCUCUGGAGCUUACAUACUGUUCUGGGGUUUGUUCUCUACCCUUCCAACCAAUCACACCCCUGCCUUUUUUUUUUUUUUUUUAAAGGAAAAGACAAAGGAAAUUGGAAGUGGUGUUCCCGCCCUCCCUGCACCCAUGUGCCUGGGCUUCCCCUUGUUUCCCUUUUCCACUUACCCUGAUGUGUCUCUACAGCCACCUUACCACGGAGCCAUAGACAAACGUAGAGAGAGAAGCAAAGUCUGUGGAACAUAGUCUUUGUAAGGGAUUGAACACUGCUUUUGGGUGCACUGAGGGACUAUCGAUACUUCUGGCUUUAUGAGGGCUCUUAAAUAUUGUCUGAAAAACCAAAGGGCUGUGAGUAAGGGAGCUAUGUGGAAGGUGGGACUCUGAAGUGUAUUUUGGAAAUUAAUCACUCACCCUCUUCCAAAUUACAGAAUUUAUAAAAAACAAAGGAGCUGUGGCCCUUUCCACUCUC
This is a messenger RNA of Carlito syrichta (Philippine tarsier), 1776 nucleotides long. RefSeq names its product death effector domain-containing protein. The transcript is spliced from 4 exons. The record is from RefSeq and is a predicted model, not a curated record. Gene Ontology annotation, biological process: regulation of apoptotic process; extrinsic apoptotic signaling pathway via death domain receptors; apoptotic process. Gene Ontology annotation, cellular component: nucleolus. Gene Ontology annotation, molecular function: DNA binding; protein binding. NCBI's taxonomy places the organism in Eukaryota, Metazoa, Chordata, Mammalia, Primates, Tarsiidae. Bases 214 to 1062 code for a protein of 282 amino acids.